Molecule: messenger RNA, 3310 nt
Organism: Prunus mume (Japanese apricot)
Lineage: Eukaryota; Viridiplantae; Streptophyta; Magnoliopsida; Rosales; Rosaceae
Gene: SLK2
Product: SEUSS-like 2
Source: RefSeq, a predicted model, not a curated record
CUCUCUCUCUUUCUCUCUCUAUUGCUCUCUGCAAAUUUCGGUUUUCCAAAUUAAGCGAGAAAAGGAAACGUUUCGCUUUUUACAGCUCCCGAUUUCUGAGAUCCCCAUGAGAAAUUGUUGAAAGCUCAUACAGAAUAUAAAUAUUGUGCACCAAUUUGGUCGCAUAUUUAUCGAAUAAUUGGGGAUAUUAGUGACACAGUGAGGUGGGGAUACUGAAAUUGUCUGUAUUUGUACUGGUGACACCGCCCGUAAUAUAUUUGUGAGCUUUUGUUUCUUUUAGAAGAAUACUUAUUUGUUCUGUUUUUGAUUGAGUGGGUUGAGCAUAUUAAUUAUUGUAAAAAUACUAAGUCAGGCCUGGCUCUGGAGAGCUACUUAGACUCUGGCCACCAAAGGGCGGUGCCUCCUAUGGUGCCUUCUCGGGUGGCUGGAGGAUUAGCGCAAUCUUCAUCAAGUUCUGGAAUUUUCUUCCAAGGGGAUGGGCAGUCUCAGCUUGUAGUUAACUCUCACUUGAGCUCAUCUUUCGGGAACUCUUCUAAUUCCAUUCCUGGAACUGGGCGUUCAAAUCUGGGUCCGGUUUCUGGGGACAUGAAUAAUGCAGUUUUGAGCGGUGUGGCAAACUCAGGUCCAAGUGUUGGGGCAAGUUCUUUGGUCACAGAUGCGAACUCUGUACUUUCAGGCGGUCCCCAUUUGCAGAGAAGUGCAAGCAUCAAUACAGAGUCAUACUUACGCUUACCAGCCUCACCCAUGUCGUUCUCAUCCAACAACAUUAGCAUGUCAGGGUCAUCAAUUAUGGAUGGGUCUUCCGUAGUGCAACAAAAUUCUCAGCAUGAUCACAACUCUCAACAAAUCCAGCAGAAUCAGCAGCACCAGCACCCGCGGCAGCAAGGGGCUUCUAGUGCUACUUCAUUAGCCACGUCUCAAACUGGCCAGGUUUCCCUUCCCAUGGGGGCGCGAGUACCUGGAGCUUUUAUUCAGGAUCCAAAUAAUUUGGCCCACGUCCAAAAAAAACCCCGGUUGGAUAUCAAGCAGGAGGAUAUGUUGCAGCAGCAGGUGUUACAGCAGCUACUGCAAAGGCAAGAUCCCAUGCAGUUCCAAGGCCGAAAUCCACAAAUACAAGCCUUGCUUCAGCAGCAGAGAUUGCGGCAACAGCAUCAGAUUUUGCAGUCUAUGCCUCAACUGCAGAGAGCCCAGUUGCAGCAGCAGCAGCAGCAGCAGCAGCAGCAACAGCAACAACAACAACAACAUCAGUUGCAGUUGAGACAACUUCAACAACAAUCUUUGCAGCCAGUAUCUUCCGUUAAGCGCCCCUAUGAUGGUGGCGUUUGUGCUCGUAGACUGAUGCAAUAUCUAUAUCAUCAGCGGCAACGGCCUUCUGACAAUAGUAUUGCCUAUUGGAGGAAGUUUGUGACAGAGUAUUACUCGCCUCGUGCUAAGAAAAGAUGGUGUUUGUCAUUAUAUGAUAAUGUUGGGCAUCAUGCACUUGGCGUUUUCCCUCAGGCUGCUAUGGAUGCGUGGCAAUGCGACAUUUGCGGUUCUAAAUCUGGAAGGGGUUUUGAGGCAACCUUUGAAGUGCUCCCUAGACUUAAUGAGAUCAAAUUUGGUAGUGGAGUCAUCGAUGAACUUUUGUUUUUGGACUUGCCACGUGAAUGUAGAUUUCCUUCUGGUGUAAUGAUGUUGGAGUAUGGGAAAGCAGUUCAAGAGAGUGUAUACGAGCAACUUCGUGUUGUUCGGGAGGGUCAGCUUCGUAUAAUUUUUACGCAAGAUUUAAAGAUAUUGUCUUGGGAAUUCUGUGCACGACGCCAUGAAGAACUUCUUCCUCGUAGGUUGGUUGCGCCGCAGGUGAAUCAGUUGGUUCAAGUUGCUCAGAAAUGCCAAAGCACAAUUGCUGAAAGUGGAUCUGAUGGGAUAUCUCAGCAGGAUCUACAGACAAACAGCAAUAUGGUACUGACAGCUGGGCGGCAGCUUGCAAAGAGUUUGGAGUUGCAGUCAUUGAAUGAUUUGGGUUUUUCUAAAAGAUAUGUGAGGUGUUUGCAGAUCUCAGAGGUUGUCAAUAGCAUGAAAGACUUGAUUGACUUCUGCAGGGAGAACAAAGUUGGGCCUAUCGAGGGCUUGAAGGUCUAUCCUCGGCACGCCACUGCAGCCAAGCUCCAGAUGCAAAAGAUGCAGGAAAUGGAGCAGUUAGCAAGUGCUCAGGGUAUGCCCACUGACAGGAACACUCUCAAUAAGCUAAUGGCAUUGCAUCCUGGGAUGAAUAACCAAAUCAAUAAUAACCAUCACAUGGUCAAUCGUGGAGCUAUGAGUGGUUCAGCACAAGCUGCUUUGCAACUGACUACUUACCAGAAUCUGCUCUUGAGGCAGAACUCAAUGAAUUCAAAUGCAAACUCUCUUCAACAGGAGGCAUCUUCUUCCUUCAAUAAUUCCAACCAUAGCCCAUCGUCAACAUUCCAAGGUGCUUCUGCUUUAAUCCCUGGAUCCAUGCAGAACUUACCCGGUAGUGGUUUGUCAAGUCCCCAUUUACCCUCGCGACAGCCGCACCAGAUGCAGCAGCGCUCACUUAGUUCUAAUAGCUUGCUACCACAAAACCAUUCACCUAGCUCCCAAGGAAACCAGGCCUUGCAGCAACAGGUGAUCCAGCAACUGCUACAGGAGAUGUCCAAUAACAGUGGGGGAGGUGGACAACAAUCUCUUUCUGGUCCAAAUGCAAAUGGGAGUGUGGGAAGGAGUGGAUUGAGUUUUGGAGGCAACAAUCCAGCGGCAACUCCAGCCACCUCCAAUGUCUCCGGAGGUCAUGGCCCUGCGCCAAGCAGGAGUAAUAGCUUCAAAGCUGCUGCAAACAGUGACUCUUCGGCAGGUGGAGGUAACAAUGCAUACAACCAGAGAGCAUCUGAUUUACCCUCAAACCUUCACUUGCAGGAGGAUAUGGUACCGGACAUCGCCCAUGAAUUCACAGAAAACGGUUUUUUUAACAGCGAUCUAGACGAUAAUAUGGGCUAUGGCUGGAAGGCGUGACUAACAUAAUUUGGCCUAAUUGGCUCCCAUUGGGUAUGUGGCCAGCAUAUAUCUUUGUACAGGACAAUUUAAAAUAGCUGUUUUACUCCCUUCUAUUUUUUCUCUUUUGUCUCAGUAUGGAAUUUGUUGUGACAUUGCGCAUUUGUACUUGAGUAGUUCAGUUCGGUAGGAGUUUAGUGUUUUUUUUUUUUUUUCCUGAGGGUUUUCUGUCUCCAUGUCUUGCAAGUGUAAUCUACUGGAUAAAAAACUCUUGAGAACAGCUUUUGUUUCCCCGUAAUAUGAUAUUCACAUAUUUCACUCC